Astrephomene gubernaculifera is the source of this 1622-nucleotide messenger RNA. Lineage: Eukaryota; Viridiplantae; Chlorophyta; Chlorophyceae; Chlamydomonadales; Astrephomenaceae. The record is from the annotation of a GenBank genome assembly.
GGUGGCGGUGGCAGCGGGUCUCCAGGCGCUGCUGCUGCUGCUGCUGCUGCAGGUAGUGUUGCUGCUGCUCCUGCUCCUAUAGCAGGUGUUGCUGUAGCAGCACCAGCACCUGCAGGUGCUGGUGUCCCCCCCGCCCCCUCGCCAGCGCUGUUGCUCCCCGCGGUGGAGCAGCUGCGUGCGCUGGACCCGGAGGCGGCUGCGGUGGUGGCGGGGGAGCUGCCCAGACUCACGGGGCAGCUGAGGGGGGCCAAUGAGCCGACGCUGUGGGCAUUUGCAGCGGGCGGCGGAGCGGCGUGCUACGCGGUGGCCUACUGCCGGGAUGGCGCCGGCUACGGAGACCCCUACAGCCCCGCCCGGGUCCUCUUCGUGCCGCCCGCCGCCCCAUCCGCUGCGGAUGCAUUGGGUAACGUGGGAGGUAGCGGGGGUGGAGGUGGAGGUGCGGGUCAGGUGCAGCGGCGGCGGCGCGCGGUGUCCAUGUCCCCCCGCAAAUGGUACCACACGCAUGGCGGGGAGGGGGCGCGGCUGGGGCCGUGGCAGGGGGCGGUGGAGGUGGCGCUGCUGCCCAGCCAGCUCACCCCCUCCUACCUGAAGGCUCGUGUGGCCUCAGGUCUGCGCUGGGUGCGCUAUCCCGACUGGUGGGCCGCCUAUGCAACCCCGGGGGGCGAGGACCCCGCCGCCGCUGCUGCUACUGCCGCCGCCGCCGCUGCCCAGCCGGCUCCUGCCCGUCGAGCCCCCUUGGUCGCCACCGACGCCGGCGGCGGCGGCGGCAGCGGCGGCGGCGGAGGAGCGGUCCGGCCUGCUGCCCCUGUCCCUGCACCUGUCGCUGCUGCUGGCGCUGCUAGCGGCAGUGGCGGCAGCGGCUCCUCCGCCGCCUCCGCCUCCGCUGCGGCCUCCUCGUUGCUCCCCCCCAGCGUGCAGGCCGCUCUGAGGGUGCUGCUGGAGAACCCCACCGGCAGGGAGGCACGCCAGCUGGCGGCUCGACCCGCGGCAGCAGCAGCAGGAGGAGGAGGAGGAGAAGGAGGAGGAGGAGGCAGCCGGAAGGCGCCAGACACGGAUCCGGUGUUGGUGCGGGUGCGCUGCUCACGCACGCGCGAGGAGUUCCGCUACGGCAUCGCCUACUGCCCGCCCGGCGCCAAACACGGAGACGGCGGUCGGGGCAUGGAGACCGGCGUGCGCAUCAUCUACCUCGCCCAGUCGCCACCGGAGGGCGCAGCAGCCGCAGCAGGGCCGAGUGGGAGCAGCGGCGGCGGGGGAGGCGGUGCUGCUGGGGGUGCUGGUGUGGCUUUAGAGGUGCUGACGCCGACUAUCUUUUGUCAGAGGGCUGCUGCGGGGGCGCAGGGCAGCUACUCGUGGCGCAUGUGGGUGCAGGUGCUGCAGGAGGCGGCGGAGGGGGAGCAGGAGAAGGAGAAGGAGGGGGCGGGAGACGGCAGUGGCGGCGGGGAGGAGGGUCAGGCCCAGGGCCGCUCCUCCCACUGGCGAUCCUACGGCGAGUGGGCGGCGGAGCUGCGGGCGCGGCGAGCAGCUGCAACAGCCACCUGAGGUGAGGGCAGCAGCGGCCACCUGAGGUGAGGGCAGCAGCGGCCACCUGAGGUGAGGGCAGCAGCGGCCACCUGAGGUGAGGG